Monosiga brevicollis MX1 is the source of this 1769-nucleotide messenger RNA. RefSeq lists its product as uncharacterized. Gene Ontology annotation, cellular component: ribosome. Gene Ontology annotation, molecular function: cysteine-type endopeptidase activity; structural constituent of ribosome. NCBI's taxonomy places the organism in Eukaryota, Choanoflagellata, Craspedida, Salpingoecidae. The record is from RefSeq and is a predicted model, not a curated record. Bases 1 to 1722 code for a protein of 573 amino acids. The transcript is spliced from 14 exons. Gene Ontology annotation, biological process: proteolysis; translation.
AUGCCAUCAGUGCAGUGCAACAACUGUCACCAAAGGCUCGAGGCCCCGCCAGGCGCCCCCGUGGUCCAAUGCGGCAUCUGUCACAGCAUUGUACAUGUCAACUCAACCGGUCCCUACGGCAUCAUGCCUCCGUCCAUGCAUGGCUCCCAUCCCAGUGGACCUUAUCCAUCUUCACCAUACGGUGGGCCAGCCGGCCUCUAUCCGCCUCCAAUGUCCGGCCACGGCAGCCUGAGCAGCAGCAGCACCCCGCAGGCGGCCCCGGGUCACCACCCUGCAUACCCACCGCGCCAUGGCCCUGGGGGCACUGGACCCACGCCUCUGCCCUCAGCCUCUGCCGGGUAUCAUCAGCCCUCAGCUCCCUCGAUAUCCCCAGAGGCCGGUGCACCCCGUGUCACCAAACGCAAAGCCAUGCUUGUGGGCAUCAAUUACCUCGGUACCUCGGCCGAGCUAGGCGGCUGCAUCAACGAUGCAAACUGCAUGAAGUAUUUGCUCAAAAAACGCUUUGGGUAUCAAGACUCAGACAUUCUGCUGUUGACCGAGGACAAUCCCAACCCGGUUAUGCAUCCAACCCGCCGCAACAUCAUCAACGGCUUCAAGUGGCUGGUGGAUGGCGCUGCGGCUGGUGACUCGCUCUUUUUCCACUAUUCCGGCCAUGGCAGCCAGAAAAAGGAUCGAACCGGAGAUGAGCUCGACGGCUACGACGAAACAAUCCUGCCUCUGGAUUACAAACGCGAGGGUCAGAUCACGGACGAUGAGAUUUUCGACCGCAUGAUUCGUCCCCUACCUGCGGGCUGUCGACUGCAUUGCGUUGUUGAUGCCUGUCACAGCGGCUCUGUGACCGACCUCCCGUACGCAUUGCAAAAGGAUUGCCGCAGCUGGUAUCAAGCCUCACGCAUCUACAAGGGCACGGAAGGCUUUGUUGUGUGUUUUGCAGCUUGCGAUGACCGACAGACAAGUGCCGACACAUCGGCACUGGCCAAGAAUGCCCGCACGGGUGCCAUGACCUUUUGCUUUAUUGAAGCUAUUGAAGGUGGUUAUGGCGAUACCUAUCGCAGCAUCAUGCAGCGUGUGCAGCACCGGCUCAAAUCAGCACAAGCCCCCGGCGGUGGCUUUUCCUUUUCAAACCCGAGCGACAUUGUUACGGGUGUUCUAGGCUUUCCCCAAGUCCCCUUGCUCUCCUCCUCGAAGCAGUUCGACCCCAAUACCAGCUUUUACUUGGCUUACUACUCCUGGGCCAAGCUCAACUGUACGCACUACAAUGAAGGAAAAUGCAAGCACGCGUCAGGUCAUCCAAAAACGAACGAUCGUCCAUCCAAACCACAAGGCUCGGGCUGUGCCAUCAUAGCCAGGGCUGACGCCGCCACCAUCCGAACUCGCAAGUUCAUCUCCAACCGUCUGCUCGCCCGCAAGCAGAUGGUCGUGGAUGUGAUCCACCCGGGUCUCGCCAACGUCUCGAAGUCGGAUCUGCGCGAGAAGCUCGCGGCCGCCUACAAGACGACUGCUGACCUCGUCGUCUGCUUUGGCUUCAGGACACAGUUUGGCGGUGGCAAGAGCACCGGCUUUGCGCUGAUCUACGACAGCGUCGAUGCCAUGAAGCACUUCGAGCCCAAGCACCGUCUUGUUCGCGCUGGCCUGGCCACCGCCAAGUCUGGCUCGCGCAAGCAGAAGAAGGAGCGCAAGAACCGUGACAAGAAGUUCCGCGGUGUCAAGCGCACCAAGUAAAAAGGGACUCGAUCCAGCUCUUGAGCAGGCCGAAUCCAUAAGCAUUC